AUGCGAAUCAACCCAAGCUUGUGGACCAUCGUAUUCUGGCCUCAGUUGAUUUCCGGCUUGGGAUUGUUGGAAUAUCGCAUCCAAAAUGGCUACGUGGCUGAAGUCGGAGAGUUCCCGAGUAUUGUUCUGUUGACCGGAGACACGCACAGAUGUACGGGCACUCUGGUUGCACCGGAUAAAAUACUGACGGCUGGGCAUUGUGCCUGCGGAGAUCCAAUGACACGGGCCUACGCCAAUAUUACCGACCUUGAUCAACGUAACAGCGAUACUGUACAACUCCGCUCGAUAGUGGAUGCAUCCUAUCCCGAGUCUUACACCUCCGCAUGCAAAAAGUUGUCAGACGGGGAGGAUGAAGAUCCGAUAGGGUUGGGUGGGGCAACAGACAUUGCGAUUCUGUGCACAGAUAGACCGUUCCAUUUGAAGCGUGGUUUCAUUGAACUAAGCCGUCUCAUGUUACAUCCAACGGAAGAGGAACGUGAAAAAUUGCUUCACGGUCUAGUCACUCCAAACUCAUUGGUUCUUGGAUUCGGUCGGGAUCCCUCAACUGAAACAACAGGUUUACUUCGAUUUGGUUUUGUCGACAUUACUCCGUGUCCGCGGGAUAUACAAAUCAACACCACAGGUGCUCUCUGCGCCAAUGAGAACACCAACUCCCAAACUCCGGAGGUUGGUGAUAGCGGUGGUCCCGUGGUCGAUCAGAGUGGACAUGUGAUCGGAGUGACGUCGAUUUCCGGAUAUGGAUGGGUUGUGUUUUCCAGUGUGAUGACCAACUUGGAUUUUAUUCGAAAUCAUUUGGUGUGA
Messenger RNA from Opisthorchis viverrini, 801 nucleotides. RefSeq lists its product as hypothetical. Bases 1 to 801 code for a protein of 266 amino acids. Gene Ontology annotation, biological process: proteolysis. The transcript has 3 exons. NCBI's taxonomy places the organism in Eukaryota, Metazoa, Platyhelminthes, Trematoda, Opisthorchiida, Opisthorchiidae. Gene Ontology annotation, molecular function: serine-type endopeptidase activity. The record is from RefSeq and is a predicted model, not a curated record.